This is a messenger RNA of Gossypium raimondii (Peruvian cotton), 3349 nucleotides long. Its product is annotated as CRC domain-containing protein TSO1. The transcript is spliced from 11 exons. The record is from RefSeq and is a predicted model, not a curated record. Gene Ontology annotation, molecular function: DNA-binding transcription factor activity. The coding region runs from base 199 to 3000 and encodes 933 amino acids. NCBI's taxonomy places the organism in Eukaryota, Viridiplantae, Streptophyta, Magnoliopsida, Malvales, Malvaceae.
CUACGUCUCCCUCAAGCAUUUUUUUUCAUUUUAAAGCAAAAUUAAAACCAAAAUUAUAUAAAAAAAUUAUUGACAAAUCUUCAACGUCAAAAUUCUGCAGAUUAAAGGGAGAGAAAAAAAAUUAAAAAAAAGAGAGGAAAAAAAAAACAAAAAUCACAGUGGAAAUGCAGGGACAGCUUAGGGUUAGGCUAUCAAAGCAUGGAUUCUCCUGAACCUACUAAAUCCCCAAUUCCUUCUUCUUCUGCUGCACCCUCUUCUUCUUUUUCCCCAGUUCAAGAAUCCCCUUUUUCCAAUUUUAUUAGCAAUCUAUCUCCUAUAAAGCAUGACAAGGUACCCCAUGUAGCACCAAGGUUCUUGGGACUCAGUUCUCCCCCUCUAGUUUUUACAUCUCCGCGUAUAAAUACUCUAAAAAGGCCUCAGUCAUCCAAUGUGGAAGUAUCUCAAAAUGUUAAAGGAGACGAGCAAAGUACCAAUAGGCCUGGUGAUUUGGAAAGAUCUGUUAGUGAAUUGCACCGAGAAAUGAUCAUUGAUGUUAAGGAGGAUGAUACCAAGGAUUCUAUGUCAGUCCAACCUAGUAGUUCAUCUGGAUGUGUUGAUGAAUACUUGGCCGACCCUGUGGAAGCUGAUUGUGUUAACUCUGCAUAUUCAGUUAACUUAAAUUUGAAACAAUCUAAUAAUGUGCUUGAAUCAUCAGCAAAUGGUUUGCCAUGCUCAAAGAAUUUAGAAUCUGUUGACAAACAUUACUCAGGGAGAGAAGCUGGUGCAGUUCAAUUGCUGUCGGGGCAGAGUGAAAAAGGCCUUGAAACCUUUGACAUUGAGCCAUUGAAGAUAAAAGAAGAUCAACAUGGUGGUCAAGGUAUAUCUGAUGGAUGCCGACAAAUUGAUUCUGAUAUGUUUGAUCUUUCUUCCCAGGAAAAAGAAAGUAAAAACUUGAAUCCUCAGAAAGGAGUAGCAGAUGAUGGUUAUGGAUGUGAUGGUUUCCUUCAACUGCAGCCUGGAUCUUUACAAAUGGUUCAGGCAUAUGAAGGUUUUGCUGAAAAUGUUGGAGGAGUCACAGAUGCUCCAUUUUAUGACACUACACAUGAUCUUGCGGCCAUCGAACACCUACGUGGCAUGAGUAGGCGUUGCCUUCAAUUUGGAGAACCUCAACCAGAAUCUACAGCAAACUGCAGCAGUUCUCCAAAUCUAGUAAAUGAUGUGAUCACUUCAGUGCCACUUGCUACAUCUUCAAAAACAGAGGGUUUGGGUUCAUCUCAUGUGGAUUUAAGUACAUCAAGAAAGAGACGACUAGUUAACUUGUCCCAAUUAGCGAUAAACAUGAUUCCCCAGAGCUAUGACAAUAGGUCUUCCUUAACCGUUUCCAAGCCGUCAGGUAUUGGCUUACACUUAAACAGCAUUUUUAAUGAUAUACCAACAGAUCAAGGUGGAACUGUGAGCAUGAAGCUGGCAGUGGAUUCUAUGGGUACGGAGGGCAUAAAAUCAGCAUCUAUUACGAGUUGUCAGUCAAUGGAAAACAUGGAGAAUUGCUCGGAUGCAUUUGAGAAAGUAUCAACUGCUCCUCAGGAUAGAACACUUGAAGCAAAGGUUUCUACAAUUGAAGGUUCUGCAGCUUCUGAAUCACUUUGCACCAUGGAGUCAAUAGAGUGUCACAUGACCGUAAACACAAAAAGGAAGCUUAGCUCAGGGGAUGGAGAUAUUAACAAGGUGUUUAACCAACAAAGUCCCAAAAAUAAAAGGAAGAAGUUAUCAGAAAGCGAUGAGGGUUGCAAGCGUUGCAAUUGCAAGAAGAGCAAAUGCUUGAAACUCUAUUGUGACUGUUUUGCUGCCGGUAUCUAUUGUGCUGAACCUUGUUCAUGUCAAGGUUGCUUCAACAGACCUGAGUAUGAAAGUACUGUUCUUGAAACACGCCAACAAAUUGAAUCGCGUAAUCCACUAGCAUUUGCUCCCAAGAUUGUACAACCAGUCACUGAGGUUCCAGUAAACAGCAGGGAAGAUGGAAACUGGAAGACGCCAUCCUCAGCAAGACACAAAAGAGGGUGCAAUUGCAAAAGGUCAAUGUGUCUGAAAAAAUAUUGUGAAUGCUACCAGGCUAAUGUUGGUUGCUCCAUUGGAUGUCGAUGUGAGGGGUGCAAAAAUGUUUAUGGCAAGAAGGAAGAUUAUUAUGUGACUGAAGCAAUUGUGAAAAGAGGUGUCGGGGAGCUAUCGGAAAGUACAGUCACGGUUAAGAAGGAUUUCUUGCAUUCUGAGUUGUGUAAUCCACACUAUCUUACACCUACGACACCUUCAUUCGAACACUCAGAUCAUGGAAAGAAUGCCUCUGUAUCCGGACUUCUUCCUAUGAGAUGCCUUCCAUCGCCCGAGUCUGAUCCUACUAAUGUAUCACUUGCAAAAUCUCCAAGGACUUCUAAUACCAAUGACAUACUUCUGGAAACAAGUAAAGAAAAUUUGUAUGUCGGUUCUUACCAUGACAAAGUCAACUACAAUAAUGCAGACAACAUACUUGCUGAUGACUGUCAUCAGACUCCGCUACCAAAUCAUCCCUCGAUUAUUAUAGAUUCAUCAUCAUCUAAACCAAGGGAAUUGACAAAUCUUUCACGAUUGAAUUUAGGUCCUAGAAGUGGUUGUUUUACUUUAGGAGGUUCCCUUCGUUGGCGCAGUUCACCUAUUACACCAAAAUCCCCUAUAGACAAGGAGCUUCAACAGCUCGACUCUGACGGUGGACUAUAUGACAUUUUGGAGGAUGAUACACCUGAGAUGUUGAAAGACACUUCUACACCUUUAAAGUCUGUGAAAGCAAGUUCCCCGAACGGAAAACGAGUUUCACCUCCUCACAAAUUGCAUCAGCUCGGGUCAAGCUCUUCGGGAUCGUUAAGAAGUGGCCGUAAAUUCUUGCUAAAAGCCGUGCCUUCAUUUCCACCUCUCACUCCUUGCAUUGUUUCAAAAGGUAACAGUAAUGAGAGUAGAAGCUAUUAUGAAGAAGAUGGUAGCAAAGAUCAAUGAUCAAAACCUGCACUUUAGAGUAAGGUAUUACAUAUUAAUGCCUCCCUUUUUUAUGAUGUGAAUUUAUGUGGCUAAAAUACUGGUUUUUGCUACAUGAUUCUGCAUACAUGUUAGUUUCGGUAUGUUCGUCUUGGGACUGUUUGCUUCUAGAAAACAAAUGCCAUAAAAAUUUAGUUGAUGUUUCUUGUAGAUUUUUCAUUUGGAUGUUUGUAAUGAAAAACCAUGUAUGUUUCUUUCCUUUUAAUUAGGGGAAGGAAACAUGCCCUUCAUCCCUGCUAAAAUCAUAUUUUAUUUAGGGGUGAUUGCAUCAUGAUUAAAUUAUUAAAAAGCAAGAGCUAAAAUUAUUAUU